Messenger RNA from Fusarium sp. VM40, 903 nucleotides. The record is from the annotation of a GenBank genome assembly. NCBI's taxonomy places the organism in Eukaryota, Fungi, Ascomycota, Sordariomycetes, Hypocreales, Nectriaceae.
AUGGGUAGCGUUGUAAACCCCCGAAACGUCCCUCAAUACAAGCUCAACGACGGCAAUGAAAUCCCGGUUCUUGCUUUCGGUCUAGGUACAGCCCAAUACAAGAGUGACCCUAAUAGCGGACUCGACCAGCAUGUAGUCGACAUCACCACCAAGGCUAUCAAGGCCGGGUAUCGUCACCUUGACGGUGCUGAGGUCUACGGCAAUGAGGAAGAGCUUGGACAAGCCAUCAAGGCUGGAGGUGUUCCCAGGGAGCAGCUUUAUGUCACCACGAAGAUCCCUGCUGAGAAGAAGGGCUCUGCUAUUGAGUCCUUCGAGGUCUCCCUUCAAAAGCUUGGUCUCGACUACGUGGAUCUUUAUCUGAUUCACGGCCCCUGGUUCGCCCAGACCGACGAAGACCUUCAACAGCGCUGGGCUGAGCUGGAACAAAUCAAGGAGUCUGGCAAAGCGAAGUCUAUUGGUGUCUCCAACUUCUUGCAAGUGCAUCUCGAGGCAAUUCUCAAGACAGCAAAGGUCAAGCCUGCCAUCAACCAGAUUGAGUACCACCCAUAUCUCCAGCACGGCGACCUUCUCGACUUUCACAAGACGCAUAACAUUGCCGUGUCCGCAUACGCCCCCCUCACUCCUAUUGUUACGGCCAAGGGAGGACCUGUUGACCCUCUUUACACAAAGCUGGCCGAGAAGUAUGGCGUCACAGAGUCCGAGAUCGGCCUUCGAUGGGUUAUCGACCAGGACAUUAUCGCACUCACGACAAGCAACAAGAUUGAGAGGCUUGAGGGCUACCUGUCUAAGCUACCAACGUUCCAGCUCACACAGGAUGAGAUUGCUGAGAUCUCCAAGACCGGUGCCAAGAAGCACUUCCGAGGGUUCUGGAAGGUGAAGUUUGAUGAGAAUGAUAGAUCCUGA